Molecule: messenger RNA, 1435 nt
Organism: Spea bombifrons (plains spadefoot toad)
Lineage: Eukaryota; Metazoa; Chordata; Amphibia; Anura; Pelobatidae
Gene: HSD17B1
Product: hydroxysteroid 17-beta dehydrogenase 1
Exons: 6
Coding region: 213-1127 (304 amino acids)
Biological process (GO): estrogen biosynthetic process
Cellular component (GO): cytoplasm
Molecular function (GO): estradiol 17-beta-dehydrogenase [NAD(P)+] activity
Source: RefSeq, a predicted model, not a curated record
GUAUUUGAUUAGACACAGUUAUAAAAUGAGUGCUCUAACACACUAUUGCAGCUGAAUAAAUAUUCAACUUACACACAAUUACUGAAGCAAUGAGAUGCCAGCUGGUAUCCUUGAAGGACCAAACUUAGACAAAAUAUCAGAGAUACCAGGGGGCGUUGCAAGAAUUGUGUUAUCCGCACGAAAGGUCUGUGUUCUCACAGUCAAUUUUCUGCAUGUAUCUGAGGUACGCACAUAUGUUUCUGAUGGAGAAGAAAGUGGUUCUAAUUACAGGAUGUUCUUCUGGAAUUGGGCUUGGCUUGGCAGUACUUCUAGCCUCUGACACCUGCCAAAGGUUUAAAGUCUAUGCCACCAUGCGUGAUUUGUCUAAGAAAGAGCGUCUUCUGGAGUGUGUUCGGAACUGUCAUGUUGACACCUUUGAGAUCCUACAGAUGGACGUCACUGACCAGCAUUCAGUAUUGGCAACUAUUGAGAAGAUUAAGGAACAGCGAGUAGAUGUUCUAGUAUGCAAUGCUGGCGUUGGUUUGAUGGGUCCUUUGGAAUGUCACACAUAUGAAACCAUGAAGAACAUAUUUGAUGUCAACCUUUUUGGCACCAUAAGCACCAUUCAAGCCUUCCUCCCUGGAAUGAAACAAAGGAAGACAGGCAGGAUCAUCAUCUCCAGUAGUGUUGGUGGCCUUCAAGGUAUUCCAUUCAAUGAUGUGUAUUGUGCCAGCAAGUUUGCUGUGGAAGGAUUAUGUGAGAGCCUGGCAAUUGUCCUACAGCAUUUCAAUAUACAUGUGAGCCUUAUUGAAUGUGGCCCAGUAAGCACCAACUUUAUGAACAACCUCCACACCUGGGACCCCAGUGAUGGCUGCCUGCAGUGUGUGGACAGUGACACCAGAUCUCUCUACGCUCAGUAUUUGCAACACUGUAAAACAAUCUUCCAAGACGUGGCGCAAGACACAGAUGAGAUACUGCAGAUGUACUUGGAAGCCAUCGAGGCUCCUCUCCCAUCACUCAGGUACUUCACUACUCAGUUCUUCAUGCCUCUGACAAAGCUAAAGUUAUCCUGUGCAGGUGGAUCUGAGUAUGUCCAAGCCAUGCACAAGUUUGUGUUCUCCGGGACAAAGACAGAAGAGCAUCAGUAAAAUAAUCUCAGAGAAAUUAACUGAACUGUAUGUUUAACCAACUCAUUGCUUGUUGUACUUUUGUUAUGUUUGUGUAUAAAGAUACAUCUGCCAUCUGUGCUAAUUAUCUAUUUAAUCCUGUUUUUAUUUCUGUUUAUUUAUCAUAAUCCGAUGUGAUGUUUCUGGCAUUUAUUAUUAUGAUAUAAUUAUGAUAUUACACUCAUCAUUAACUGCAUUAUGAUUAAUCAUUGUAAACCCCACAUAACAAUUAAAGGUGAAACAGCUAUGUAAAGUACUGGAAAUCUAAUAAAGUUAAUCUCAUUUACAGA